AUGGACCCAUUCAAUCUAAAAUUGCCACAGAAUGAGACCAACGAGAUCUUAGCUGCUGUUAAUGAUGAUAUUGAAGGGCAAAAGAUGCAAGAAGUUGAUGUAUAUGAUUACUCCAAACGAGCACAGUGGCUUAGAGCUGCUGUUUUAGGUGCAAAUGAUGGUUUACUAUCGACUUCAGCUUUGAUGAUAGGAAUUGGGGCUGUCCGGAAGGAUGUGAAGACGAUGAUCCUUACCGGAAUAGCGGGUUUGGUGGCCGGCGCUUGUAGCAUGGCAAUCGGGGAAUUUGUGUCGGUGUACUCACAAUAUGACAUAGAAGUGGCUCAAUUUAAGAGAGAAAAUAGGGCUAAAAAUGUUGAAAAAAUUAUAAUGGAUGAGGCCAAGAAAGAGAAAUUGCCGAACCCUUUUCAGGCAGCUGCAACAUCGGCCUUUGCUUUCGCCAUUGGAGCAUUGGUGCCUUUGCUGGUGGCGGCGUUCAUAAGUGACUACCAGGUAAGGUUAGGAGUGGUGGUGGUCGCCGUGAGUGUUGCACUUUUAGGGUUUGGUGGAGUUGGGGCUUUUUUAGGGAAGGUACCUCUUGCAAAAUCUUCCUUGAGGAUGUUAAUUGGAGGGUGGUUGGCAAUGGGAAUCACUUUCGGUCUUACCAAAUUGGUCGGUUCAACUGGACUAUAA
Fraxinus pennsylvanica is the source of this 669-nucleotide messenger RNA. The record is from the annotation of a GenBank genome assembly. NCBI's taxonomy places the organism in Eukaryota, Viridiplantae, Streptophyta, Magnoliopsida, Lamiales, Oleaceae.